Messenger RNA from Cladophialophora immunda, 1806 nucleotides. RefSeq lists its product as uncharacterized. The record is from RefSeq and is a predicted model, not a curated record. Lineage: Eukaryota; Fungi; Ascomycota; Eurotiomycetes; Chaetothyriales; Herpotrichiellaceae. The transcript has a single exon. Gene Ontology annotation, molecular function: dioxygenase activity. The coding region runs from base 207 to 1451 and encodes 414 amino acids.
GGCGUGUCGUACAGGCGAAUCCAUCAACGCCAGAAGGGUAUGACCACCAGUUGUUCGGAAUCUGAGAAUCUCAUGCCUUGAGCGAUACCCCCCAAAAACCACUAUCCAUUCCUUCAUUUCUUGAUUUCAUUGAAUCAUCUCCAUCGUUCUCUUGUACUCUCCCACGGGUCUGUUCAUUCUCUGCAACAAAGGAACGCUAUAUCACAAUGGCAACCUCCGUCAUGUCACCACAGCCCGUUCCGGACCCUCUGUCGCAAAAUUCGGCGGGGCCCAGCAUCCUCGAAGAAGUUGCAGCUGCUCAAGACCAUCUUCGGACUCGCCUCGCGGGGGCCCUGGCCAGCCCUCCAUCAAAGACUGCGUCGGAGUCGUUGCCGACAGUCCCUCUGAUUGACAUUGGACCCUCUUUCUCAGAUGACAGCUCGUUGCGGAAGGCCGUGGCACGGCAGAUUCGUGAAGCGUGCGUGACCACCGGCUUCUUCCAGAUCAGCAACCACGGCAUCUCUUUCGAGGCGAUGGACGGGGUGUUGAAGCAGGCCGAGCGCUUCUUCCACCAGCUGACGCCGGAAAAGAAGGACAAGGUACACAUGAGGCACUCUCCGCUCUUCCGGGGGUACGAGCCCCACGACUACACGUAUGUCAAUGUAGACGACAUGGCGGGCGGCGACGCCUCGAGCACCCAGGAACAGCCCGAGCCCGAGACGAAAGAAGGCUUCAACUGGGGGUAUGAAGAACAGCUCGACCCGACAGGCGGAGAUGGAAAGUAUGUCGAAUUGGACGGGCAGUCCCCUGCCUCGACAGGACAAGGGAACAUCUGGCCUGACGAGGAGGACCUUCCGGGCUUCUACGAGGCAAUCAAACUUUACUACGGCCAGGUGCUCCAGCUGGCCAGACAUUUGUUUCGGCUCUUUGCCCUGUCGCUGGGUCUCGAGGAAGGAUAUUUCGACGACGUCAUGACCCAUCCGGGCGGGAUUGCGAGGCUGUUGUAUUACGCCGGCCAGCCAGUCGCGAACGCUGUCGACGGCGACGCAAGCACAAAUGGAGCCACGACAAGUCAGGGCGAGGGCAAGCUCGGGCUAGGCGCGCACACCGACUACGAAUGCUUCACGCUCCUCCUCUCGUCGUCGAACCCCGGGCUCGAGAUCCUCUUCCCACCCUCGCCCCUCACGAACAACCGUCCUAUCUGGCUCCCCUGCCCCGUCCGCCCCGGCACGUUGACCGUCAACGUGGCCGAUUUCCUCAUGCGCUGGACAAACGGCCUGUACAAGUCCACCAUCCACCGGGUCGUGAGUAAACCGGGGACGGGGGAGAGGUACUCGGUGCCCUUCUUCUUCAGCAUCAACUACGACGCCGAGGUGGUGCCGCUGCCGGAAAGUGUGGUGGGAGUGAGCAGGUGGCAACCGGUCAAGGCUGGGGAGUAUAUUCUGGAGAGGCUGAGGGCGACCACGGCAUAAGAGGCAGGGAGAGAAAACUGGACGAGGACCGAGGUGGGUUUGCUACUUCGAACUCGAGGCAAGGCCGGGCAAGGCGAAUCAAACAGCACGAGACGAAGCCCCGAUUACUCACUCUACCAAGGCCCUCUUGUGGUGCUUCUCGGACAAAUGAGAUCCAGGGGCUGACAAAAUGAGCAUGGCAUUUCCUCGUUUUCCGUCCACAUCGCUCGCGGAAUCCCUCACCACCGUCUUCUAGCCUUGGUCGUUCCUCUUAUCGUCUCCAGCAGCAUUUCCGUUAAACCUGUUGACUAUUCGUCUUCCAGUCGUUGGAGUGUUUGGCCCCCCCAAAUCUCCCUUGGGUCACACCCAUGUCCUA